Clonostachys solani is the source of this 1545-nucleotide messenger RNA. NCBI's taxonomy places the organism in Eukaryota, Fungi, Ascomycota, Sordariomycetes, Hypocreales, Bionectriaceae. The record is from the annotation of a GenBank genome assembly.
AUGUCUUCUUCCAUCGCGCGCACUCGCUCGCUCCGGAAGCCAGCCACAGUGCCAUCCGUAUCUGCAUCCACGUCCUCAUCCCCUUCUGCAGACUCCCAACCGAACUCAGAUGGACGCUAUGGCUCGCCCAGCCGUCUCCCAGUCAAACCUCCUCCCCGGAGCUCAACAAGUACAUCCACGACUUCACAAACGAGGCUUGCCACCGCAAUCCCAACAACAGCAGCAGCAACGGCAAAAACUACGACUGCGACAACGACGACGGCAAGACCUACCACUGUGCUGAGGCAGCCACGGUCGGUAUCUGGUUCACGCGUUCGCCCUGUCCCCGGAAAACAGCCGCCGGAGCCUACCAAGAAAGAAACCGCCACAUCUCCCACUACCACCACAGCCACCGGCCGAUACCCUCCUCUCACAUCCACGACUCGAGCUACCACAGCGACUACCCGUACUUUGGGCACCAGGCCAACAUCGACGGGCAGCCAGACCACCACACGGCGUAUACCGCCCGGCCAUACACGCGCCAAAAGCACCGUAACCACAGCUAAUACCAAUGGAGCCGGACUAAGUUCGCGGGCACCCUCGCAGCCAACCACCAAUGGCUCAACCACCCGCUCCCUCCAUGCACCCAAAAUCUCCAUAGACAAAGGGUCCAGCAUCAGCACUCCUACCAAGCAGCAGCAGCCGCCACAGCAGGCCGCCCCUCGUCUACGACCUGCCUUUUCCACGCUACAACAGCAUUACUCUCCAGCCAAAUCUGCCGCGCCAAAGCCCUUGACCUCAGCAAUCCUUGCUCCACCCUCACCGUCCAAGCUCCCAGCCAACGUCGCCGCAUCUGCCGAGACGAGCAAGCUUCAAACGGAGCUCCUGCAGUUGCACCUUCUGCACCGCGAUGCGGCCGCUGUCGAUGCCGACUGGCAGGCCAGCGCCAAGGUCAAACUGGGGCAGAGGUUCGAGCAGCUUGUAUUGACGAAUCGUGAGAUUGCUGAGCAGGACCGGGCAGCAGUUGAAGGGCUGAAUGUUCUGGUGUUGCGGGAGUGGGGUGCAGCCGGUGGUCUCGAAGAGCGAAUCCAGGCCCUUGAUGGGAUAGUUAACGGGCUGUGGACGUUAACAGAGGCAGGUGGGAGAUACGCACGCCUGGUUAGACGAUUCGAGCGUUGGAUCGACCAAGUGUCCGAGCUGGAGGAAGCCCGCCAGACGGGCCAGAUGUCCGUCCAGAAGAGUGGAGGCCAGGCCCUCUUCAUCGACGAGCUGGACUCAUCUUGGAAAGAGGAUCUGUCCAGCAUUACCCGUCGUUUGGAUGGGUGGCGUAGACAGCUACGAGAUAUUGGUGAUCUUCCGGCAGGUGAAGACACCCAAGGGUCGAACCUGGCUCGGAUGCUCGAGGGGUCUCAGGCAUUAAUCCACGACACGCUCGCCGAGCUCAGUCUGAUGGAGGAUAUUGAGACUCAGAUUCUUGCAAGAGAGGAUGUUUGGAUUGAAAGGAUGAAUAGAGACGAGGAGAGAGAUGAUACCCCCGGAGCUGGAGCGAUUUGGCGUCUUGUUUGA